CCCUUGGGGCAUGCUCAGUCGAGCAGCGCUCUGUUCACCUCCUUGUUGCAGAAAGCAACUGGAGAGUCACAUGCGACAACACAGUGAAAAGUACAUGGGCAACUAUUCUUAGUCCAGGAAUGUAUACAGUGCCUGGUUUCGAUCCCUCGUGAACCAGCCUUCGGAGAACUGUGACAGCACCUUGACACUAAACAAAUCCAGAAAUCACCCCCAAUGAACCUUUCACCACAGAAAGCACAAUCUUGAGAGCUUUAAUUAAUAGCUUUUAUUCUUUUUUCUUCUUUUAAAAGUCCUCUUAUGCAUGAUCUAGCCAUGGAAAGGCUCAGCAGGGAAUAAACAAGCCAAAGCGACCGAAGGCAGGGGAGGAAUAAGACAAGUAUUUUGGGGGAGAAACCCACACAACCACUGAGAAUUCAUACUUGGCUGCUGUUGACAUCUUUUUGGUUCUGCUAUGGAAGACAAGACCUCACAAGACCUCCACUUCAAAGACCAAGAUUUCUCCAACGAACUGCUAAAGCAGCUAAAUGUUUUACGGCAAAACCGAAUUCUAACUGAUGUUGUCCUCUGUACAAGCGACAUUGAAAUUCCUUGCCAUAGAAACGUUCUUGCCUCAAGUAGUCCAUACUUCAAGGCCAUGUUUUGCAACAACUUUAAGGAGAGCCACCAGGAAACGGUCAAUCUCCAGGGCAUAGAUUCAGGCAUUCUCCAUUGUAUUAUACUUUAUGUCUACACUGGAGAGAUAGUCAUAACAACAGAAAAUGUUUUCCAUUUAAUGGAGGCAGCUUCCAUGCUUCAGUAUACAAAACUGUUUGAGGCUUGUUCGGCCUACCUCCAGGACCGGCUUACCCCUGAAAACUGCCUCAGUUUGAUUAGGCUUUCCGAAAUCUUGCAUUGUGACACUCUCAAUAAGAAAGCCAAAGCAGUGGCUCUGAAAUAUUUCCCUGAAGUAGCCACUUCUGAAGACCUGAAGGAGUUAUGUGCCUUGGAGUUGAUAGAAUAUCUUGGGGAUGAUGAGUUAUGUGGAGAGGAGGAACAAGUUUUUGAGGCUCUCAUGACUUGGGUAAGGCAUGACCUCCAAGCAAGGCAAAGCUACAUUCAAGACUUGUUCAAGAAGGUACGGCUUCAGUAUGUCCAUCCAACCUUCUUCUUCCACUUCAUCGCCAACAACUCUCUCAUUCAGUCAUCCCCUGCUUGUAGAGUUAUGCUGGACCUGGCAAACAAGCAGAUGUUUUCUUUAUAUAGCAUCAGUGCUCCUGAGGUCAAACCCAUGUGGCAUGUUCCUCGGAGAUAUUCCUAUCAGGAGUUCCUCCUCUUGGUUGGUGGCCGCAAAGACAACCAACAGACAACCAAAGAUGUCUUGCUGUAUGAUGAGAAGACAGGCCAAUGGUUGAGCCUUGCCAAAUAUCCAUUGGCUCUUUACAAGGCCUCUGCCGUGAGCCUCCACAGCAACAUUUACCUCCUUGGAGGCAUUCCCAUAAGCAAUGGGAAGAACCAAGUCAGUAACCAUGUCUAUAUCUUCUCACUCAGACUUAACCAGUGGAGGCUGAUUGAACCCAUGCUGGUUCCACGCUAUUCCCACAGGAGUGUCGCCUAUAAAAACUACAUCUUUGCCAUUGGAGGCAUUGGAGAAACCCAAGACAUCUUAAAUUCCAUGGAAAGGUAUGACAGCAUCUACAGUGUUUGGGAACAUGUGGCAAACAUGCCGGUCGCUGUUCUUCAUCCAGCGGUGUCUGCCAAAGACCAAAGAAUCUACCUCUUUGGAGGAGAGGACAUGAUACAAAACCCUGUCCGUUUAAUACAGGUCUACCACGUGUCUAGGAACAUGUGGUUUCGAAUGGAGACAAGGAUGGUGAAGAACGUCUGUGCGCCAGCAGCUUUGAUUGGUGACAGGAUUUAUAUUGUUGGAGGGUACACCAGACGAGUAAUUGCUUAUGAUACAAAGGUCAAUAAAUUUGUCAAGUGUGCAGAUAUGAAGGAGAGGAGGAUGCAUCAUGGAGCCACGGUCAUCAAUGAGAAGCUCUAUGUGACAGGAGGUCGCUGCCUUACCAUUGACAAUGCCAUCGAAGACUCUGAUUCACUGGAUUGCUAUGACCCCAGGCUGGACACUUGGGUUUCCAAGGGGCGACUGCCACACAAACUCUUUGACCAUGGAUGUCUGGCACUACAGUGUGUCCCUUACGCCAAGCUCUGCGAGAGCAGAACAGAAGGAAAAUGAGUCUUCCUUUCUCAGUGCAAAAGGCCCAGGUUACUAACCAUUUGGAAAAUGCUGGUAGAGUCUCAUAAUGGGAGGCCUCAAAAAAGAUCUGCAAAUAGGAUAUGCAAGUCUCUGGUUCCAGGUCCCAUGUCUUGUUCUGUUAUGAGGAAGAAGUGAGGGGUUUACCUAGGUUGGCAAAUUUGGAGUGAAAUUAAUGGAUGGCAAAUGGCUUCUCGUUUCAUUAUAUAAUUUUUAUAUUUUUUAACUUUAAGGUGAUCAUUUAAAUGUUCUAUCUCAAACAUCAAAUGUACUGUAUUCUCUCUCUAACCUUCUGUGGACAUUCCUCUCAACUCCAAAUUCUGAGAAGCUGUGACAGAUAAAGCAAGAUCAGACAUCGGCAACAGAUUUAAUGUUGAUUCUGUUAGGUCUAUGAUCUUAAAUCUAAGUAUUCUUGCUUUCUGAGAAUUCUUUUCUCCUUCAAACAAUGGAAAGAGCUGGGCUUUUCAUAUUCCAUUUAUUAAGGGAAGGUAGAGCAUCACUCCAUACCAUGGAUCCCUUCCUUGGAUGAGCCUGUUUGACAUUGGUAGCUUACCCCAGAUGUGAUAUGAUAGUUGGGCAUUGGUAGGCUAUGGUUGACAUUAGUAGCUUACGCCAGAUGUGAUAUGAUAGUUGGGCAUUGGUAGGCCAUGGUUGACAUUAGUAGCUUACCCCAGAUGUGAUAUGACAGUUGGGCAUUGGUAGGCCAUGGUUGACAUUAGUAGCUUACGCCAGAUGUGAUAUGAUAGUUCGGCAUUGGUAGGCCAUGGUUGACAUUAGUAGCUUACCCCAGAUGUGAUAUGACAGUUGGGCAUUGGUAGGCCAUGGUUGACAUUAGUAGCUUACGCCAGAUGUGAUAUGACAGUUGGGCAUUGGUAGGCCAUGGUUGACAUUAGUAGCUUACCCCAGAUGUGAUAUGAUAGCUGGGCAUCAGUAGGCCAUGGUCCCACUCUACCAGGAAGAAAGAGUUGGUAGGCUUUGGCAUAGAGGGAAAGUGAAAGACAGGGAACAGCUUGAGAUAUACUCCAACUUGAAGGCAUUAGCCAUCUCUGCUAUAAAAGAAGAAGUGGUAGGUUCUGGAAGAGAAUCAUAGAAUCAUAGAGUCAUAGAAUAGUAGAGUUGGAAGAGACCUCAUGGGCCAUCCAGUCCAACCCCCUGCCAAGAACCAGGAAAUCGCAUUCAAAGCACCCCCGACAGAUGGCCAUCCAGCCUCUGUUUAAAAGCUUCCAAAGAAGGAGCCUCCACAACAAUGAAGAACAAUGACAGCUUGUGAUCAGAUUCAGGAACAAUAGAUAUGUUGAGCUGAGAAAGAUGGUGGGAGAUGAGGAUGUCAGAAGAUAGUGAGGCUAGCCUCAUGUCAGGAGUCUAUUUGUUCUGUUCCUUGCCUCACGUUUCUGUCUUUUUCUUUUCCGCUGUGGGGUUUAAGGUUUUCACUUUACUUCACCAGGAGUUACUAAGUAGGUGAGGUGUUAUGACUAGGUUCCUUGUGCCUCCAAGACAUUUCCAACUCAUGGCAACCCUAUCACCAUCAGGCGUUCAUACGCAGGGAUGGAUCUAAGCGUGUUGUUUUCUUUAUGCUAUAACGUGUUUAUAAUUUUAAUGCACUUCCCAUUUCCUUUUGCCUAAUCAGACCUGACAGAAUUAUGAAAUAAAUAGAUGCAAAGAUAAACAUGUA
This is a messenger RNA of Anolis carolinensis (green anole), 3905 nucleotides long. It is a transcript of the gene klhl38, whose product is annotated as kelch like family member 38. The record is from RefSeq and is a predicted model, not a curated record. Lineage: Eukaryota; Metazoa; Chordata; Lepidosauria; Squamata; Anolidae. Gene Ontology annotation, molecular function: protein binding. The transcript is spliced from 4 exons. Bases 452 to 2215 code for a protein of 587 amino acids.